Herpailurus yagouaroundi (jaguarundi) is the source of this 1970-nucleotide messenger RNA. It is a transcript of the gene SPZ1, whose product is annotated as spermatogenic leucine zipper 1. Gene Ontology annotation, molecular function: DNA-binding transcription factor activity. The transcript has a single exon. Lineage: Eukaryota; Metazoa; Chordata; Mammalia; Carnivora; Felidae. The coding region runs from base 539 to 1651 and encodes 370 amino acids. The record is from RefSeq and is a predicted model, not a curated record. Gene Ontology annotation, cellular component: nucleus.
GUUAUAGGUAGUAGAGAUGAGGUUGGGAGGUCAUAGAAUACAGUUAGAAUGAGUUGAAUAAAAACCUAGAAAAGUAGGGAAUUUUGGAAAGGACUGGCAUAAAGGUCUUUCUGGGAUGAGGAGUAGGUGUAACUCAAGAUAGAUUUUGAUUCAUGAGUCAUUGGGUAUGGGGGUUAAGAAGUUUCUAUUGUGACAAAAAGAAACAGAAGCUGGAGAUAGGCCACAAUAGUGCAGUGACAGAAUAAAGACCUGGUUGCUAGGGUCAGGGAAUGAACACUAGAAGCCUGGAGAAGGGGAGAUGGACCCUAGCUCCUGGUCCCCUUAGUCACCUUCCCUCUCCCCUAGGUCAUCUGAGAUGUCACCUUCCACUUAAACAUCAUCUCCCUGGUUUGAGACCUUAGCUCUGGUCUCUGGACUUCUGGUUGGUUUUGUAUUUCCUACCCAUUUGCACAGAGGACCACCACCUUCCCUUCCUGGAAUUUCUAAGGUUUUCUGCUUGCCACAUGCUGUAAUCACAAGCCCUACUAACUCAGCUGAGAUGGAAGUGUCCGCCCUCUCCAAAACUCUUAAACCUACUCCUGAUCUCAAUCAAGAGUCCUUGGGUCCUCGGAUUAUCAUUGUCUUAUUCGAAAUUGGAUCCCUUCCCCCUGUCUCCUGGGGUUCUCUCCCUUCCCUAAAUAGUAGUGGUCAUCAAGUAACUGAACAACAGACUGCACAAAAGUUUGAAAAUCUCUUAAAAGAAAUUAAAGACAUUAAAAGUGUCACAAGUUGUGGAGAGAAGAUCACAGAAACAAAAGAUUCUUUUGAGGAAACCAGUAUUUCUGAGGAUGUGUCAGAACUUAAAGAAAAAAUCAGAGAACUUGACAAGAUAAAUAAAGUGUUAUUGAAAAACUUGCUUGGUAGUUCAGACCUAGAGAAAGAACAGAAUGUAAAGAAACAGGAGAUGAUAUUGGAAAACCAGAAUUCCAAGGACAUGGUACAAACUUUUGGAAAGGAUUUGGUAAGUCAUUCAGAAGAAAACAGACCCCUUAAUGAAACUCAAUUAAGCAAGGAAAAAGCAAAUUACAGACACCAUCAUAUUCAAGAAGAAAACAUCAAACUUAGGAGCAACAUGGAGCAGUUACUACAGGAAGCUGAACACUGGAAUGUGCAACAUACUGAGCUUAGUGAACUAAUAAGAUCAUAUCAGAAAUCUCAGAAAGACAUACAAGAAACUCUUGAAAAUAAUGGAGUGCAUUUCCAAACUCAACCAAAUAACGAGGUGUCAGCUAAGCAUGAACUGGAGGAACAAGUGAAGAAACUGGAACAUGACACAUAUUCAUUGCAUUUGAUUGCAGCUUUGCUGGAAAAUGAAUGUCAAAUCUUACAGCAGAGAAUAGAGCUUCUCAAGGAACUCCAUCAUCAGAAAGAGGGAACUUGGCGAGAAAGUCUAAUUCAGAUAAAUUGUGAACAAGACAAGAAAAAACAGAAACUAUCAGAAACAGAGUAUAAGGAAAAAAUGCAAGGAAGAGAUGGUACAUCUCAGAAAAAACACAAAGUCUACAAAAGCCUGGAUGCUUGUAGUAAGAAAGCGCUUAAUAACCGCUUCAAUACCCAUAUUGCAAGAAGAGAUCUUGUGGGAAAAAAGAGGCCAUCCAGCAGCCUAACUUAGAAAAUACAAAAUUAGAAGAAAAGACAGUUCUUCAAAAACUGUAAUACAUCAACUCCAGGCAUAACCAAUCAGCACACCUAGGAUAGAUCUGUUGGUUCAACCAGGAGCAAGCUGUAGAACAAGAGGAUUAACACGUUAUUCAUUACCUUAGUACUUACAUGAGUUUGGUCUUUCGUGACCUUUAUUGUCAACAACAAGUUCAUAACCUGUCAUACAAUUUGCUUGUUUUGUUGUAGUUAUUAGAGAUUCUAUGCCCCGUUAACCAAGAAGGAGAAGUUAUCAAUCUAAUCUAAAUAAAAACAAGAAUGAGCAAUGAAAA